Messenger RNA from Cuscuta europaea, 662 nucleotides. NCBI's taxonomy places the organism in Eukaryota, Viridiplantae, Streptophyta, Magnoliopsida, Solanales, Convolvulaceae. The record is from the annotation of a GenBank genome assembly.
UUUUGGCGCCUUGGCCGAUAGUCUGCUGGUUAUUUUUCUAGGGUUUUGCUUCACACUAAAGAAAGAAAGCAUGAAUUCAUCGACUCGGAUUUUCGGCAAGGGGUGCCGGAUUCUGAUGGCAGCCGCAAAGAGCUCCGCUGCCCCUACGUCAGUCGCUGCGUCUGCUGUGAAAUCUAGAGGCCGCCCAAACGGAAUUUUGAAGCCGAUCAAGGUUUCUCCGGCUCUAGAGAAAUUCAUAGGCGCGUCUGAGGUCUCUCGUACUGACGCCGUGAAGAAAGUAUGGGAAUACAUCAAGGCCCAAAAUCUUCAGAAUCCUGCAAAUAAGAAAGAGAUAAGAUGCGAUGAGAAGCUAAAGACUAUAUUCAGUGGGAAGGAGACAGUCGGGUUUCUAGAGAUUGCUAAGCAGCUAGCACAACAUUUUCCGAAGGCUGCUGCAUAGUAGACUUUCUAUCUGUCUUGUGAUUCUUGUCUGUUAGAUGUGCACACUGUGUCCCGGCACUGCCUUUUAUUUUGGUUAACUAUACGGUGCUGAUCAUGAACAUACCGCUUUUUUAGUUUACGUGCCCUAUCUUAAUGAUGAAAUUUUAUCUGAGUAUUAACUAACAUAAAAGUGGGUCUAGUUUUCCGGUGCUUAUACCGUGGAACUGAUUUUUUUAUUACCG